CCAACCCGCGCCGCCUCCUCCUCCCUCCUUAGAUGCUGCUGAUCGUAUUUUGUGUGGCGAUCGAGCAACGUGAAUCGUUACGCUUCAAAAUCUUAUGGCCACUUGCUGAUUUUUUAGGUCAAGGGAGCAACAUUUUGGGCCUUGUUGUGGACCCCGCAUUCCUGUACGCGAGCCAAUCAACAUUUUGCACAGCAAAUGUUCUGACGAACAACAUCUUCCAGGGAGGCGUGGAGAUCUGUAACACCAAGCCUGCCGGGUCUCCAGAGUGUCUGAUAGUUCAGGUCCUAAUUCACUUUUCUUCGAAUGGGGCAACGAGAAUCGGAAGAAUCUCAGUGCAUCGUCAUCCAUUGCCUUCAGUCUUCUCGUAGCCAACUGUUGCCAUCACGUUCGGUUUUUGUUGGC
This is a messenger RNA of Physcomitrium patens, 402 nucleotides long. The record is from RefSeq and is a predicted model, not a curated record. NCBI's taxonomy places the organism in Eukaryota, Viridiplantae, Streptophyta, Bryopsida, Funariales, Funariaceae.